GUCGGGAUUUGACACGAACUCACAGUACCUCCGGCACCUGUUUUGACGUCCUGUGCACGAAUUUUAAGGGCAAUUUUUGACCAUGAACCCGUUCAAGUUUGCGUCAAAAAUCGGCCCGCUUGUUCGCGUAAACAGAAGCACACAUGUGCCUCAUCACGCCGAAGCAGUGUCGAAUUAUUUAGGCUACCCGUCAUCUCGAUCGCAGCUUCGGACAUCAUCAAACAUGAGUGUUCCUUUCAAACAGGCGCCGCACAAACUCCUUCUCAUUCCCGGACCUAUUGAGCUGUCCGAUGAGGUCCUUUACGCAAAUGCACACCCUUCUAUGUCGCAUAUUAGUCCAGACUUCAUCCCUGUCUUUGGAAACUGUAUCAGAAUGCUGAGGGACGUUCUUCUUACCACAUCGGGUCAGCCAUUUCUAAUAUCAGGGAGUGGUACUCUUGGGUGGGAUCAAGUCGCUAGCAACCUCGUGGAGCCUGGAGAGAAUGCACUUGUUGUUCACUCCGGAUACUUUGGGGAUUCUUUUGCUGAGUGCUUGGAAACCUAUGGAGCGAAAGUGACGCAACUGAAGGCGCCGAUUGGAGCGUCCCCUAGUGCGUCUCAUAUUGAGGGCGCACUGAAGGAGAAGAAAUAUAAAGUGUUGACUAUCACUCAUGUUGACACGAGUACUGGUGUUCUUUCCCCAGUCAAGAGCAUUGCUGAAAUAGUGCAACGUGUCUCUCCUGAAAUCCUCGUGAUAGUUGAUGCAGUCUGUGCCGCUGCUAGCGAAGAGAUCCGAUUCGAUGACUGGGGUAUUGAUGUUGUGAUCACCGCCACUCAAAAGGGCCUCAGCACACCACCCGGUUUAAGCGUGCUGGUAGCCAGUCAACGUGCCCUCCAGGUGUUCGAAAAUAGGAAGUCCCCGAUCACCUCCUACUACGCGAGCUGGAAGAACUGGCUUCCCAUUAUGAAGGCAUACGAAUCGGGCAGCCCUGCGUAUUUUGCAACGCCUCCGGUGAACCUCAUUUAUGCAUUCCACGAAUCCCUCAAGUCUAUCACACAAGGGGGAAUCUCCCUCGAAGAACGUUUUAGGCUCCACCGUGAAGCUAGCACCCGGAUUAAGAAGGCUGCCGAGGAUCUCGGGUUGAAGCAGCUUCCCCUGGAGCCUCAGUAUGCAGCCAAUGGGAUGACGGCGGUGCGCCUAUACUUCCCGGAUGGCCUAACAGCAGGCGACAUCAUUCCUCGACUCUCCAAAAAGGGCAUUGUUGUGGCAGGAGGUUUACACAAGGAUAUUAGAGAUAAGUACUUCCGCAUAGGACAUAUGGGCCUGACUGCAGUCGACACGUCUCGAGGUGAUCUUGACAAGAUAAUCAACGGCAUUGCCGAGUCCCUGCAGGAAGCGAAAGCUGAGAAGGCAUUGAACUAGACACCUAGAGUUCAUGCUUCUUUUUUUCCAAUUGGUUCGUUCACUGGCAGUCAUUGGCAUAGAAUGAUUCCAAAUCCAACUGGCGAUAAAUUCUCCAGAAAUCACGCAUCAUCGAGAAGCCGGUACACUCCUUCCCCUCCCAUACGGUCAUACCAUUCCUUUCCUGAAGUAGUGGGUGCAAUGUAACCAGCGCGAAUUACAAAGUCACCGAAGCGCUCCCCUUCCAAUC
This is a messenger RNA of Cantharellus anzutake, 1631 nucleotides long. Its product is annotated as pyridoxal phosphate-dependent transferase. NCBI's taxonomy places the organism in Eukaryota, Fungi, Basidiomycota, Agaricomycetes, Cantharellales, Hydnaceae. Gene Ontology annotation, molecular function: L-serine:pyruvate transaminase activity; L-alanine:glyoxylate transaminase activity. Gene Ontology annotation, cellular component: peroxisome. The coding region runs from base 83 to 1402 and encodes 439 amino acids. The transcript has 17 exons. The record is from RefSeq and is a predicted model, not a curated record.